AUGUCGGAUGUAAAACGCAACAUCGGCGAUGCAGUGAAAAAGGGCGGUGGUGGUACAUUAUCGGCGUCCGAGUGUUCCGCGGCAUCCGCUAAUCCCUUCGGCAAUAGCGACAAAGAUGGCCGAGGGGAUCGAGGUAACAAUGGGUCGAACGGGAGUGGUGGUGGUGGCCGGGCUGGAAAAAAGCUCCCUACGGUACGGCUGGAGCUGAACCUAUUCGAACCGACUGCUGACAGUUUUCCGGAAUUUAAUUUCUCCAAACUGAUCCACGACGAACAGAAACGUCUUAAAAAAGCACAGAAGAAACAAAACGAUAGACCGACCAAUGGGUUCCUGUCGGAUCCGGAUAUAGACGUUGAAGUUGAACGGAUUUCCCAAGAGCUGGAGCGAAAGUAUGGUAUGGGGUCAGAAUAUGCAACCAAGGGCAAAUCUGCCCGUCCGUCCAAGCUGGACUAUUAUGAUCGUGGUGCGGGCUACGACGAGGAAGAUUCCUUCAUCGACAAUUCUGAGGCGUACGACGAGCUCAUACCGCAGGAAGUGGAAACGGUCGGCGGUGGGUUUUAUAUCAACUCGGGCCAGCUAGAAUUUAAGCAGCUGUCGAACUUUGAACGUCCGGAAGAUGCACACCGUAUGCCGAAACCGAAGAAGCGUGUCCUUUCAACGUCAUCCGAAAGCAGCGAGGAUGAGGAACCGGGUGGAGCGAAAAAGAAACCGACCCAAAGUGGGCCCGGCGUUCAGCAAGCGCAGAAACAACCGGCUGAAAAGUCGGCUACUUCCGCGGAAAGCCAGCAAAAUCGCCCACAGCCUGCCGAGAUUGAUAAAGGUGGUGUGGGAGUGACCGUAACAAAUGCGCCAACAGCUACACCGGAAGAGGAAAAAUCUCGCCUAAAUGGCCACGUUGCAAAGAAGCAAAAGAUGGUGGAUAAUGGGCCGGUUGCAGUAGAUCAGAAAAUGAAACCUUCGACCGGUGGUGAGGGUGGCAAGGAAAAGGCAAAUGGGGUAAAAGGGAAAUCAUCGACCGGUACAGGGACUAUGACGGGUGUGACCGCAGCAGGAAGCACUGUGGACGGAAAUAAAAAGGAGGAAAAUGGUGGAGUGAAAGAAUUGAAAACCACCACCGUAAAGGACAUGUUGCGGGCCAAGCGCGAUAGUUUGCGCAAGAUGGAGCAAGAGAAGAAAGGACGUAGCAGUGGUUCGAGUCGAGUUUCCAGCUCGGAAGCGGAAGAGGAUGGUGACGGUGGAGGCGAUGAGGAAGAUGAUGAAGAAGAAAUUGGCGAGGGUGAUGAUGAGAAUGAGGACGAGGAAGAUGAGGAGUACGAUGAACAGGAAGUAGGAAGUGACAAAAAAUCGCGUGCAUCCGGUUCGGAUGUGGAAAUGGUGUCGGAUAGUGGGAGCAGCCAUGAAAGUGAAAAGGAUACCGCUGCAAGGGGGAAAGUUAUACAGCCGGUAAGCAACGCGGCAACGAACGGGAUGGUUGACAGUGACGGACGUACGGUGUUAACACCGAGCGGACAGCAACCACCCAAGGAACGGAAGCAGAAGGACUGCAAACUACCCGACGAUAUUCCCGAACAGUUGCGCAACGAUGUGGAAGCAUUGAAGGAACACGCGCGAGCUCUGUCCGGGUCUGGGAAGUUAAAUUUCUUCGAAAGCAAGGUAGCGGACCUGUUGCUGCGGAUCGACGAUACUGCACGUUCCAGCAUGGGUUCUAGCACAAGGAAUGCGAUAUUUCGUCAUCUGGAGGCGCAGCUUUCGAUAAGCCGGCAGUCUCUCCAGCUAAAGCUGAAAAAGAUUCGCAUUCGAAAGCUCGAGAAUAAGACAAAGUCGAUACUUUCCAAGCUCGAGUACAUCAUUGCCGAAACGAUGCCAACGGUUCUGGCCAAGCACCAGUUAGAUUGUACGAAGGUGAACGAUUUGCGUGCAGCAGCAGCAGCAGCAGCACAAGCCGCCACCACACUGCCAAAUGGUGAGAAAAACGAUGCCCAACCAAACCCAACAACACAGAUAAGAAAUCCAAAGAAAAAAUACUCCUGGAAUGAACGAUCGCGCACACUGCUCUGGGAGCUGUACAACAUCCGCCUGCUAAUGUUCGGACUGAUGAGGCCCCGGAAUCAAACGGAGGAAGAGGUGGUGGCGGAGUAUAUGCGCACCAAGGUAGUGCCACUGUGGCCUAAGGGUUGGAUACGGUACGAGGAUAUCCACAAGGAGUUGGAUCGGCGGAAAAAGGCAUUGGCGAAAAGUCAGGGCAGUAGCGGGGUUGUUGGUACACAUAAUCCCACGGGAAAGAAAUCUACACCGACGGUUUCGCCCCUCGUAUCGCCCGUUUCGUCGGUAGAUGCGACUCUACUGACCGGUAACAGUGUGAACGGUAUGAAACCGCAAGACGUCUACACACCUGCCCGAUCGUCAACACCGUCGAGUGUGAAGUCGACGAACAGUAAGGGCGGAGGCAUGGUGGAGGUGGAGAGGGUUGGUUCUGUGAGCAACGUGACACAUCACUCACCAACCACCGUACAACAACCGAAUGCAACGACCUGCUUGUCGCCCAAUUCUUCCUUCAAGCGUACCUCGGACCAUAGCAUUAUUAACAUCAUGAAUUCACCGCCACCGCCAGCGGAUAAGCAAUCCGGCGAGCAACGACGCUCGUUCGAUGCUGUCGACCAAUCGGCAGAUGGUCUGAAACGAUCGCCUACGACGCCAGCGUCGAUCAAUUUAUCACCCGCUGAAAGAAAACACCCAUUACCAUCGCCAGACCGGCAGCGAUGGAACAGUCGCGAGGAUGACAGUGACAGUAGCAUCGAGAUAAUCGCUGAAUAUAACGUUCCUAGAACCGGUUCAGCGAUGCCCUUCCAAUCUGGUGCCGGUUCCAAAAUAUCCGCUUCCUCGCCCGUGCACCAAACGGUUCCAGCUUCACACCUACCAAGUACACCCAAUCUGCCAGUCCUGAACAAAGAAAAGUAUAAGAACUUAAUCGCAGGAAAGCAUAAGACGCACAGUGGAAGUAGCAGCAGUGCGGGCUCUAGUCCGAUCGCAGCGGGUGAUACUGUGUUACCCAUCAUGAGCAGUGGAAAGUACGCAAAACACUCACCGGGAGGUGUCAUUGGUUUUGCGGCGCCAUCCGGUAAUGUGAGUGGUAGCCUUGGGCUGCUUCCCGAGAUGACCGGUGCCGGUGGGGGAGGAAGCGUUCGACUGAAGGAUACACCUCCACCCAUCGACGUUGACGUCCAUCAGAUAAUGAAGGAUCUCAAGGAAUUACAGGAGCUUCAGAAGCAGCAGCACAAUGUCAGCGGUGGAAACCGAAAAUCAGACAGCACAUCGUUACAAUCGCAACAACAGCAUGCAGCAGCAACGUCAUCCACGGUAGCAACAGCCGCCUCAUCGAAUGUUGUUGCCGAUUACUUUAUCGACUGUGAUAUGGAUGAGGACGAUAUUCUCUUCGCCACGAACUACACGUAUAGUGGUGGACACAAGCACUGA
This is a messenger RNA of Anopheles marshallii, 3474 nucleotides long. It is a transcript of the gene yem, whose product is annotated as yemanuclein. The coding region runs from base 1 to 3474 and encodes 1157 amino acids. The record is from RefSeq and is a predicted model, not a curated record. Gene Ontology annotation, cellular component: nucleus. Lineage: Eukaryota; Metazoa; Arthropoda; Insecta; Diptera; Culicidae. The transcript has 5 exons.